GUUUAAAACUCAUCAAAGUGCCCCUGGCACCCGCUUCGCUUCCCUACGUAGUAAAGGGUCCCAAAACAAAGUGGACUGAGCAUGUUUGGUACCGGCAGAUAUUUCCCUUCCGCUUUUACCCUUUUUUUUUUUCCUUCUCAUUUAAUGCGUUACGCCCCCAAUUUUGACUUUUAGCAUCGUGAGAGAGAGAAUGGGACUUGUGCGCUCGCUGGUGCGGUCCGUUGACUUCGGAUCCGAGCGCCAUGUCGCACCGCAAAGAAGAAGAUGACCUAGUCUCGCCGGUAUCCCCGGCCUCGGUCGUCUUUCCAAUUGACCAACCGGGCGUACCGAGCCGUGCAAGCAGUAUCGACUUGGUUCGCGAUGGGAGUCGUUUCCGGAUGCAGGAACCCCCACAGGAGCCUGUCUUCUUUCAAAUGCCUAGGCCGUCUGCGGUUUCGCGCAGGAUCAGCCCGGAAAUCUCGCCUAGGACGUCGUUCGAUAAUGGUCAACGACAACGACAAUCACCACCACAACAACACCAACAACAAUUUAACCAGUACAGAUCCCGGGUGGACAGUACUGCAGUAGCACAGCACUCCGAGAGUCGUGCACCAACCAACCUGGAUACUUACCAAUCUCAGCAGAACCAAAAUCAAUACCAGUAUGAGCAGUCUGCCGCAUAUGGAGACUACAAGCAACCCGCUCCGAUAACCCGAUCCGACUCAAUGGCCAGCACCAUCAGCCCUAAUGAGCCUCCCAGCAAGUGGGCCUACAUGAGCCAGGACGGUUGGUUCAUCGAGACGGCGUCAUUAGUGUUUAGCCUCUUGUGUGUCGUCGGCAUCUUGGUUAUCCUCAUCCUAAUCAAUGGGAAGAGGGUAGACGAGUGGCCAGUGGUACUGACACCCAACACUUUCGUUUCACUGCUGUCAACGCUUUCCAAGGCUGCAUUGCUCGUGCCGGUCGCCAACAGCAUCGGUCAACUCAAGUGGCUCCAUUUUGAAAAGGGAAGGCCCAGAAGACUCGUGGAUCUUGAGGUCUUCGACGGCGCCACCCGCGGGCCAGCCGGCGCCAUGUCCUUGCUGUGGAACAGCAGCACUCGAAGCUCACUUGCCGUCAUUGGUUCCGUGGUUACUAUUCUUGCUCUACUUGCCGAUCCUUUUUCUCAGCAGGCACUUGUCAUUACCAGCCGGUCAGGUGAGGCACCGCGUGGUACUGCUUUGUUUUCCAACGCUACAGUAUACGACUCGGGUGCCAGCGUUAAGGGCCAACAGACCACUGUCAACCCCGACGCUUCCAUGUAUGCAGCAGUCCUCAGUGGCGCUUUCAUUAUGACGCCAGCAAACUUGGGAUUUGUUUGCACUACCUCCAACUGCAACUGGCCGGGCAGCUACCCGUUCCUCGGCGUACGGUCCAGCUGCAGCAACGUGACUCACCUGACGGUCGAAAAUUGCACUACCCCUGGUAGUGAUGGUCAGUAUAAAUGCAGCUAUCAAACUCCAGACAACCUCACUAUCCAAACAAAGACCUUCUUGGACAAAGGGACCCUUCGAUCGACAGUGCUCAACGCGGUCAGCACCACUCAACUGAGCAGCCAAGACGCUCAACUUGCCCGUUACGCAGUUUGGAAGCGACAAACCGACCAGGACUCGCCCUGGGAGGUCACCGAGUGCACGCUGUCAUUCGCCGCCUACUACUAUGGCAACAUCUCCGUGAUUAAAAACAGCCUUCUUGUGAAGGCCUCGGUCGUCUACCCACUUCAGCGAUCUUCGGAAUCAGACUCCGACAACAUCCCAGGGAAAGCGCAGACUCUGUGGCGCUUCACGCCCAACAUGACCAACUCACUCGACGACGACCAGACCAUGGGAUUCGAAGCUGGUGGGAAGGUGUCGCGGGGCCCUGAAGAGUGGCGACAAAACCUUCAGCCCGUUGAGAUGAUGAUUGGCCUCGGAGACUUCUCGGAGGCCAGGGAGAUUCUCUCCCGCGAGGUCUUCACAGCCAACCUGGAGGAGCCACAGCCAGUCGACUCGUAUGACUCUAGCGCCCGUGGCGUUGCAAGGAGUGUGCUCGCCACCGACGACACGUCAAUGGUGUCCAGGCGAGUGGCGCGCAGCAUGACCGAGAGGCUCCGUCGCGGUGGAAACGGCACCUCCGCGGCAACAUCACCCUUUGUUCGUGGCGUCGCGAUGGAGAAGGCCGCCUUUUACAAGGUGUCCUGGGGUUUCUUUGUGUACCUGCCGUCAUUGAUCCUCAUCGCCACGAUCCUGCUCCUCAUCACCGUCUAUCAAGUCUCGCGGCACGAAGCGCGGGAGAGGAAGUCGGCAGGCCUGGAUGCGUCAACAAACAUGCCCAGGUACAAACACAGUUCCGUCGCACUCCUCCUGAACAAUGUUCAGGGAUACGAGGGAAGCAGCCGGGUCGAGGCUGCGAAGAGCACCCACGCGGGGAUGAAGACGUUGGCGAAGAAGGAAUGGGUUCUGAAGUGGAGGGACGGUUUUGUCCGCGCUGGAGUUCCCGAAACGUAAAGCGGGGGUGUUUUAGUUUAGACUGAUAUGAUGGAAUGUCGAGGUUGUUGGUUGUGUCUAGUGCUAAGUUUGGAUACGUAAUCUAUCAGGGGUUGGACAUGUUGGUUAUAAAGUGACUGCGUCGGGUACCUGGUUACGAAGUACCUGGUUAGCUAACAUGUGACCCAAUCUCAUGUGUUGUGCUGCGAAUAUGGUGGUCUCCAUGCAUACCUGGUGAAGUCAAGCCUGCAUCUGUUUAUUGUGGGAGGAGGAUUUAACCGUCGG
Messenger RNA from Pyricularia grisea, 2765 nucleotides. RefSeq lists its product as uncharacterized. The transcript is spliced from 4 exons. The record is from RefSeq and is a predicted model, not a curated record. Bases 243 to 2501 code for a protein of 752 amino acids. NCBI's taxonomy places the organism in Eukaryota, Fungi, Ascomycota, Sordariomycetes, Magnaporthales, Pyriculariaceae.